Messenger RNA from Photinus pyralis (common eastern firefly), 2933 nucleotides. It is a transcript of the gene Cbl, whose product is annotated as E3 ubiquitin-protein ligase CBL. Bases 214 to 2343 code for a protein of 709 amino acids. Gene Ontology annotation, biological process: negative regulation of epidermal growth factor-activated receptor activity; cell surface receptor signaling pathway. Lineage: Eukaryota; Metazoa; Arthropoda; Insecta; Coleoptera; Lampyridae. Gene Ontology annotation, cellular component: plasma membrane; membrane raft. The transcript has 7 exons. Gene Ontology annotation, molecular function: SH3 domain binding; calcium ion binding; phosphotyrosine residue binding. The record is from RefSeq and is a predicted model, not a curated record.
ACCCGCUAACGCAGCCAACUUCAGCGCAAUGUAGAAGAAUGUCAACUCUGUGUGUCACGAAACCGUUUAGUCCUCAAAUAAAUUAGUAAUAGUUACGAAAUUUUAGCUUAUAGAAUAAUAAAAUGUGAUUUUACGCCAUGUAAUUUAAAUAGUGUGUUCAAAGACUUCAACCGAACCGAGAGAUACGUAAGCGAGGAAUUUGUUUAUACAAUAAUGGCAAACCGGAAUCGUCCAGUGCAGCACAAAAACUUUUCGACGAUCUUUUCCAAACUGCAGGGCGCCUUUUCGGAAGCGAUGACACAGCCAAAAUACGCGACAGAUAAGAGGACUUUAGAUAAGACAUGGAAAUUAAUGGAUAAGGUAGUGAAAUUGUGUCAACAUCAGAAGAUGAACCUCAAAAAUUCACCCCCGUUUAUUUUGGACAUACUGCCGGACACCUAUCAGAGAUUAAGACUUAUUUAUUCGAAAUACGAAGACAAAAUGUACGUGUUACAUACGACCGAAUUUUUUAAUAUAUUUAUUAUUAAUUUAAUGCGUAAGUGUAAGCAGGCCAUAAAACUCUUUAAGGAAGGUAAAGAGAAGAUGUUCGACGAGAACUCACACUAUAGGAGGAAUUUAACUAAGCUUAGUUUAGUGUUUAGCCAUAUGUUGAGUGAACUUAAAGCUUUGUUUCCGAACGGAGUGUUUGCCGGGGACCAAUUUCGUAUAACCAAAUCGGAUGCUGCCGAAUUUUGGAAGUCGAACUUCGGAAACAGCACAUUAGUACCAUGGAAACUAUUUAGGCAAGAAUUAAAUCAAGUUCAUCCGAUCAACUCGGGUUUAGAAGCGAUGGCGCUUAAGUCGACAAUAGAUCUCACGUGUAACGAUUACAUAUCAAAUUUUGAGUUUGACGUCUUCACUCGUUUAUUUCAACCGUGGGCGACGCUGCUGCGAAAUUGGCAAAUUUUGGCGGUCACCCAUCCGGGGUACGUGGCCUUUUUGACGUACGACGAGGUGAAGGCGCGCCUUCAGAAGUACAUCAACAAGGCUGGUAGUUACGUGUUCCGUCUGUCGUGCACGAGGCUGGGACAGUGGGCGAUCGGUUACGUUACGUCCGAUGGUGAAAUUUUGCAGACGAUACCUCAAAAUAAAAGUCUGAUCCAGGCGCUUCUCGAUGGGUACCGAGAGGGGUUCUACCUGUAUCCGGACGGGCGAUCGGUUAAUCCGGACCUCUCCUGGGCGGUCCAGCCGACGCCCGAAGAUCACAUAGCGGUCACGCAGGAGCAGUACGAGCUAUAUUGCGAAAUGGGCAGUACGUUUCAGCUGUGCAAGAUCUGCGCCGAAAACGACAAGGACGUGCGCAUCGAACCAUGCGGGCAUCUGCUCUGCACCCCCUGCCUGACGGCGUGGCAAAUCGAUUCCGAAGGUCAGGGUUGUCCGUUCUGUCGGGCGGAAAUCAAGGGCACCGAGCAAAUCGUCGUCGAUCCCUUUGACCCCAAAAAAUCCCACAACAAAUCGAAGGUGGCGGUCUUGGCGCAGAACAUCGACGACGAUGACCUGGAAUUAGAGGAUGGUAGCGAUUUGUGGAGUUGUUCAGGUAGCAGUUUGCAGGCGUUAGCUUUAUCCCCGAGGUCGGAAAUUUCUAGUGCAGUAAGUCCAAUGAUAUCGCCUCGUAGUAGUCCUAGAAGCAUUCGUCGCAGUAUAACACCGACAACGGCAAUUCCUCCUCCUCUACCUCCCAGAAAGAACUCGCCCACGAUGGAGCAAACGGUCCCGACGACGAGCACAAACGGUAGCGCAAGCUCGAACGGUAGUAUAGAAGAAUCAAGAAUCAACCUGCAACAGCUACCGUUAGCGCAAUUAACGUUGAAGAGCAAUUCGCUUCAAGAUAUUAAUCGGGAGUCGAGCGUUUCCACGACCGAUAGUUUAGUCGAAUUAAGUUCGCCGGCAACGAUUUACGGCAUAGUAAUAUCCGAUUACAACUUAGACAGUAAAAGUUUUUCGAAGGAGAGUCAAUAUUGGCCGACGUCGCAGCUGAACGCGUGCCCAACGAAGUCGAACACGACGCCGAACUUUAACGAUGCGCAGAUCGACUUUUUAAAAAGUACCUUCACUCGCGAGCCGCCCUACGAAAACAUCCGAAUAAAUAUGCCGAUGCCGCCUAGAAGCAAGGAAAGGUACAAUCCGUUAACGUCCGACGAAAACAAUUCGGUCUGCUACGAGAACGUCAACAUCGACUACAUUAAAAAGCUGGUGGGCGAGGGGUACUCGAGGGAGUCCGUGAUAAAAGCGCUGGGGAUUACAAGGAACAACGUCGAUAUGGCUUGUGAUAUUUUACACGAAUUUGGUACAAAAUUGGGAUAGUGGGGCGGAGAUUGGUGCUCCGUCCGGAGUUGGGCUGGGUCACACAUAUUUUGACCCACCUGGUAAACUGAAUGUAAGAGUAAGUGACACAGAAAAUUUUUUUGACCCAGUCUAACUUUGAUCCCGUCUUGCAAUAAUUAUUUAUCUUUCGGCUUGCAUUUGUACAUCACUAAUAAUACCUACAUGCAAAUUAUAAGUCUUGUAAAAUCGUUCUACUUUGUGUUUGUUUCAAGUCGUGUAUGUGUAGGUAAUUCACAUCUCACAAUCAAAAUGUAUUUUAUAGAAAUUUCGAUGUCUUCAAAGCAACUAAGUAGGACAUAUCCGCGGUAAGUGUGAACAAUCGAAUACUACAAAAAGAUCUAAAUGUAUUUUAAAUUAAUUAUUCUAAAGGCUCUCUAUAGUUUUAUUUCACUCUUAUUGCGACGUGUGAAUCAGUGGAUCUGUAAGGAUUAUUAUUUCCUCAGGACAACCCCAUGCCAAAGUUUGUAUAUAGCGCAAAAAGUAUUGGCUAUGUUUUUUAUUCAUGUACAUAUUUUCUCAUGUACCAUUUAUGUAUGAAUCGCCCUCGACCAUAUUAAAAUUUAACUAGA